CGCUGUCGUUAGGGAAAUAAACCUACUUUAAGUUAUAAGAUUUGUGGUAGCAACUACUUAAAACAACUGCAGAUUAAUUGCUUCAACCAACGCUCUAUUGUGUUUGUGUAGUAUUCAGUAUUGUCACUUCGGUUAUUCUUUGCGCCGUCGAGGUCGAAAAAGCGCCACACAAGUUCAGUAACCAAUUAAAAUCGUGGACUGACGCGCAACGCUACACCGCGCGCUGUGUUGCGUGUUGCGGUUAACGUGUCCACCGUCAGAUAGCAACGGCAUGAAAGCGAAAACGCGAAAGAACAAAGAUUUCCAUGUGUUACACGCUACAGCGCUUAGAAAAUCACCGACUGUUUGCACUUCAUUCGCCAUAUACGAAAACCAACAGACACACACAACGACACUGGCAGCGGCGUGUCGUGUGAAGGCAUGAGCUUGCAAGUUCAACAACGUUGUCGCUGCUGGCGCAACUUAAUUUGCUACAAAAACCACUUCGUCAUUACGUACGUCGACGUCAGCGCGCGUCGUGUCGCGUUAGCCGCCGUCGACGCUGAGCUUGAAGUUGUUGGACAACCUGUUCGAUGUUGGCGCGCAUUCGCAUUGAUCUAUUUAGUUUUGAUUUUUUUGCGCUUAUCAAGCCAAUCGUUGAAGAAGCUGACUGCCGAAGAGUAGGCAGCAAGCGUCGUCUAUUCACUACGAUUAUUAAAACCACAUACAACAGCCGAACGGCAAGCAUUCCAAGUUACGAUUCCUCGGCGUUAAGACGCGCGUUUCCGAGAACACGACGGUACACUGCAGACGGCGCAGACAACGGGCUCGCGGUUCUAACAAACACCAAACCUAAGCAAAGUGGCUAGAACGCGUUGGCAGCGUUAAGAGGCUUGAAAAGCCAUAUGAAAUCGGUUAAAUAAAAACUGGACUAGUGCAAAGUGCAAUAAAAAAUUUGAAAAGAACAAAAAAAAUAAUAAAAACAAAAAUUAUUAAGCAAGAACUGUAGAACUUUGAAACUUGUGUGCGCGCGUAGUCAUAAAAGUGUCGCGAAUUUAUUGAGCACAGCAUAAAAUAUGUGCAAUUUUUAAAUUUGCCCCAAAAUCUUAAAAAAGAAAUAUAAUAAAAUUGUGUGUGCGAAAAUGUUUUGCUUACUACAACCACGUCUGGUACUACCUGCGCUAGUUUGCCUGCUGUGCGCCUUUACUUGGGCGCAGGAGCGCAAUGUCAUACUUGAGGCCUUCGACUUUCUGCGUCGCGGGCAGAUAGACGCGAAUUUAGAAAACUACGACAAUAACCUGCAAAUGGAUAACGAAUAUGAUUUUAUUGUGGUAGGCGCAGGCACAGCGGGUUGUGCCAUAGCGGCGCGUCUGUCGGAGAACCCGAAAUGGAAAGUGUUGCUUCUGGAGGCCGGCGGUCCGGAGAGUCUUAUAAUGGACGUGCCCAUUGUGGCGCAUUUUCUACAGCUGGGCGAAAUGAAUUGGAAGUAUCGCACACAGCCCUCGGAUCGCGCUUGCUUGGCUAUGAACAAUAAUCGUUGCAAUUGGCCGCGCGGCAAGGUGAUGGGCGGCUCGUCCGUACUCAAUUAUAUGAUGUAUACGCGCGGCAAUCGACGCGACUACGAUCGCUGGGCAGAGCUGGGUAAUGUCGGCUGGAGUUGGCGUGAUGUGCUGCCUUAUUUCAAGAAAUAUGAAGGUUCUAAUGUGCCAGACGCUGAUGAGGAUUUGGUGGGACGCGAUGGUCCCGUGAAAGUGUCAUACGUGAAUUGGCGUUCAAAGAUUGCCGAGGCAUUUAUGGAAGCAGCGCAGCAGGAUGGUUUGGAACAUCGUGACUACAAUGGGCACAUACAAAAUGGCGUCAAUUAUUUGCAUACGACUACACGUAAUUCAACGCGUUGGAGUUCGAAUCGCGCCUAUUUGUAUCCGCUCAAGGGUAAACGCCGUAAUUUGCAUGUGAAGAAAUUCGCUUUAGUCACAAAAGUGCUCAUCGAUCCAACUACAAAAACCGCUUACGGCAUAAUUGUGCGCACCGACGGACACGAGCAUAAAAUACUCGCACGCCGUGAGGUAAUCGUUAGCGCUGGCGCCAUUAAUACACCGCAGCUGCUCAUGCUCUCCGGUGUUGGACCUGCUGAGCAUUUACGUGAAGUAGGCAUUAAACCGAUUGUGGACUUAGCCGUCGGGUUUAAUCUGCAAGAUCAUACCGCACCUGCAGUCACGUUCACCACCAAUGCGACAUCGUUGCACUUCGAAGAUUUUGCCGAUCCAACGCUGGUGAAUCGCUUCAAUCGGCAAGAAGGUCCUUACGGCUCACCCGGCGGCUGCGAGGCUAUGGCUUUCUGGGACUUGGAUCAUCCGCAACUGAAAGAUGGCUGGCCAGAUAUUGAACUGUUCUUGGUAGGCGGUUCGAUGUCUUCCAAUCCGGCAAUAUCACGUGCCUUUGGUCUAAAAAAACUCAUCUACGACUCCAUGUUUGCGGAAAUCGAAGACAAAGAACUCAAUGCAUUCAUGAUAUUCCCCAUGAUAUUGCGUCCCAAAAGUCGUGGACGCAUCAUGCUCAAGAGCACCGAUCCGCAGAAAUAUCCACUGAUCUACUCCAACUACUACGCGCAUCCGUAUGACGUCGACAUCUCCGUGCGUGGCGUGCAGAAGGCGAUCAGUUUGGUCAACUAUCCGGGCUUCAAGAAGAUCAAUGCUAAAGUGUGGAACCGCAGAAUACCCACAUGUAAGGGUAUCGAGUUCGGCACCCGUGACUAUUGGGAGUGUCAUGUACGCCAUUUCACUUUCACCAUUUACCACUACUCAGGCACAGCGAAAAUGGGCCCGGCUACCGAUCCAGCGGCUGUGGUGGAUCCGCGUCUGCGUGUCUAUGGCAUAAAGAAUCUGCGUGUGGCCGAUGCGAGCAUCAUGCCAGAAAUCAUGUCUGGCCAUCCGAAUGGACCGGUCUUCAUGAUAGCCGAGAAGGCGGCGGAUAUGAUCAAGGAGGAUCACGGCUUCAAGCAGUGACGCAACGCAAAUGUUGGAGUACUUUUAAGUGGAACAUAAACUGUAUUUAUAUGCCAAGCUUUCCAAAGGGAGACUACAGUAACUUGUAAGACAGGGUGGGGGCACUUGCUAACUCGUAGCCAGCAGUUAAUGUAAAUAAAUCGAAUUAAGUUUUUAGUCUUAAGUGUGAAAAAUUUGUUGCCAGAUAAGUUAAAACCAUGAGUUUAAAUAUUUAGUUUAUUAUUGAGAGCAUCAAUGAAGCAUUCUAAGUCUAAAUAUUUACUGUUACUUUUAGUUAAAUAAGAAAGUCAGUGCACUGAAAAUUAAUCUGUAAGUUUUAAAGUGUAAAUAAUAAAUAUGUUUGUAAGCGUGUGUGUA
This is a messenger RNA of Zeugodacus cucurbitae (melon fly), 3341 nucleotides long. Its product is annotated as glucose dehydrogenase [FAD, quinone]. NCBI's taxonomy places the organism in Eukaryota, Metazoa, Arthropoda, Insecta, Diptera, Tephritidae. The record is from RefSeq and is a predicted model, not a curated record. Bases 1122 to 2984 code for a protein of 620 amino acids. The transcript has a single exon. Gene Ontology annotation, molecular function: oxidoreductase activity, acting on CH-OH group of donors; flavin adenine dinucleotide binding.